AUGACUGCUACAAGUUUUUCUCUGGUAGGAACCAGGAGCAGAGAUUAUGAUGAAGUUGUGAUGGGUUCCCACCAUCAUCAUGAUCAUGGGUCAUCAUCAUCAUCCGCAUCACCAUCUUCUGCUACCGUUCUUGGUCUUGCUACCGGUUUUGAAGGUGGACCCAUGUUUGCUAACCCAAGCAUUUACCAACUAUGUAUGGGCGAUAUAUACGAGGUUGUCGGUUCUGUUCUGCCUGAUCCAUCUUUUGCGUUGGAUUCUUCUGGUAAAGUUCUCUCCUUUGUUCAACCUCUGCACUCACAUAAGAACCGUCCUCGUUCAAGAAAGCCUGUGGAAUGUUCAUCUCUCCAUUUUAACAAGACUAAGAAGAAUGACCAUGACAAAACUUUAGGCCAUCUUGCAAUAUCUCAACCCACUAAGUCCCAAAUUUCUACCGUUGACCCAACAUUAUUCUCCACUAUACCAUCAUCUUAUGAUCAACUCAGGUAUCUAGAGUGGUUCAUGAAUGGGGAAACUGUGUCUGUGACCAGUAAUUCAACCCAAGAGUGGCAAGAAACUGUGCAGGCCAAGAUAAGAUUAAGGAGAGAAUACAUAAUGUGUGAUUAUAGGGACCAACACCACCUAAACAUGCAAGCACAGGCACAGUUACCAGAAUACAGUGUGGGCUCAGGCUUAGUGGAAGAAGCUUUAAAUCUGAAUCAGAGACAAACACAAGAGACAAAAAACUUAAUAAAUGGUUGGUCAAAGGGCGUGGCAGAGCAGAGACAUGUAAUUAAUACUAAUGUUUCUUCAAAACACAGGUUACUACCACUGUCUUCUCUUACACUCUCAACAGGCAGUACUGUGAAUCAUGAACCCAAGAAGGGGGAAAUGGGAAGAGAAAGAGAAGAGGUAGGCGGUGGGGUUGUGAACCAUGGUUCAUGGAUGGAUUCAGCGCCGGGUGGACCAUUGGCUGAAGCACUGUGCCUUGGUUUUGGAAGCUGCGUGAAAGGCGGUUCAGAUACGCGUGGGUUCAGCAGCACAACUUCUAGCAGUUGCAGCAGCAAAAGCUCGCAUUCACCAAGGAUCUAGCUUGCUGGUGAUCAUGUUUAGUUGACAUAUAGUAUU
Molecule: messenger RNA, 1104 nt
Organism: Carica papaya (papaya)
Lineage: Eukaryota; Viridiplantae; Streptophyta; Magnoliopsida; Brassicales; Caricaceae
Source: RefSeq, a predicted model, not a curated record